GAGGAGAACUCCGUUCCCCGGACCGGUGUGGUGGAGAAGAGGCUGCAGGUUGCGGGCGGAGAAGGAAAAGCCGAUCGCUCGGGCGCCAAGCCGCUACUCCACCGUGAGGGAGGCGCGCGACGAACUUGCCAACUCGCGGGGGCUCCCUCGGCGGGGAAGCAGCAGGAACGAAACGCGGAGUAUCUCUCGCCUAGUAGAGCGGAGCCUGUGACCUUGCGCAGUGGAGGACUCGGGUGGCUGUUCCGAGAGUGAGGAGGCGGAAAGAAGCCGAGCGAGGAAGAGGGGAUCUGCUUUGCUGAAGGUUCGUCCAGGAACAAAUCACAGAAAUGAUCCAGAAAGUUUAAUCCUUUUGUGAUGGAGUUGAAAGUCUGGGUAGAUGGAGUCCAGCGGGUUGUAUGCGGCGUUUCAGAUCAGACAACGUGUCAGGAAGUUGUCAUAGCACUGGCACGGGCCAUUGGUCAAACAGGUCGCUAUGUUCUCAUCCAAAGGCUACGUGAGAAGGAGAGACAGCUUCUCCCACAUGAAUGUCCUGUAGAGUCUCUAUCCAAAUGUGGCCAGUAUGCCCAGGAUGUGCAAUUUAUAUUGCAACGUACUGGUCCCAGCCUCAUAGAGAGGCCCUCUUCAGACAGUGCCCCCCAGAUGCCUGAGAGGACGUUUGUCAGGGCUAGCUUGCCUAUUAAACCUAGACCACUCAGUACAGAAGUACCUAGAACCAGGCCACCCAAAAAAUCUUUAACCUUCAACUUGGGUCCUGUGAGUUCAAGUGAUGCCUGUGCUAAAAACAAACUGAGGCAGCCCAAAAAGGAUCCGAUGUGUGUUAGAGAUGGAGCCAGAGGGGGGUUACUUUCCAAAGAGGAGCUAUUCAAGACCGUCUUACACCAACAGGAGCAUCUCUGCACGCUGGAGAUGCAAGGUGAUGCCUUGGAAAUGGACAUCAGGCAUUGGGAAUGCAGCCAGGGCUCUUAUCAGGAGGAUGAGAUUUUGCAGCUGGAGCAGCUGAUCCACCAAAAUGAGAGCCAGCUGAGUGAGGAAGAAUUUUGGCAGAAUGAGCUACAGUCAGAAAAAGAGCACGAAAGGGAGCGGCGUGAGAAAGUGCACAGCCUGAGGGCCACAAUGGAGGAGUAUACAAAAAAAAUCCAUGAGCUUAUGGUAAAAACAGAGACCUUGGAAAGAGAAAUCCAGUGGGAAAUCGCUGAGAGAGCCAAGAGGACCAAGGAAACUUCAACCGUGAAUCGUACUGAGCUAGAGGAGAUGGCAGCUAAAAUAAAAAGAGACCUGGAAGCCAAGUCCAAGCAAAGUGCGCAGCUUGAAAGCAGUCUGGAUACGGUUGGGAGGGCCUUGGAGGAAGUAGAGCACAGUCUGCAGGCCCAGAACCAAGAGCUGGAGGAAUUGAAUAAGGAACUCAGGCAAUGUAAUUUACAACAAUUCAUCCUGCAGACAGGAGCCAUGGUGACUACUCCACAGACCAUAUCAGAGGCAGAAUCGCAGCUGGAUCAAAUUAGCCAAGAGUUGCCAACUCACCACAGAAAUGGAGAUUUGUCAGAACUCGGCAGAGACUCACCUCCCAGAACUACAGCCAAGCAUUUCCUCGGCAAUCCACGCAACCUGCAGAAUCCCCUGGUGUCCAGCUUGAACCCCGAGGUCGUAUCAGCAAAGCAGAGCAUCUGGAGGUAAAAAGGCCAGCCAAGGAAGACUGAUAGUUUUGCGAAUAUAACAGAUGCACAGAUAAAAACUCUUAUUACCUAUGUAUAUUUGCCUUCUUAGAUGGAUGUAGAUGGUUGUGCAGAAUAUUUUUACAGGCUUUUUUUUUUUAAGUAAAAAAGAUCCUUGGAGGAAGCAGACUGCUUGUUUUUUGUUUUUGUUUUUUUAAAUGUGCCUGUUAUAAUUUCAAAUGAAAAAACUGGAACAGCUUUGUUGAAAAUGUAUAUUCUAUGACAAUGCUUUGGACUGAAUAGCAAUUGCCCUGGAGGGUUAUAAACUGUGCUGGAGAAGUGUUCAAAGCAGAGAACAUCUCUUAGGUCCAUUUAACUGCCCAACAAAGGAGGUGUGUAUUACCAACCGGAUUUCUUUACUGAACUCUAUCAAUGCACUGGAGCAUUUCUUAUUGUUUGUUGGAUGAUGAUUUUUUUGUUGAAUAAUGAUUAUAUUUUGUAAAUUAAGAGGUUGGUUGUUGUUUUUUUAAACUUGAUGAGAGAGAAAUUAUCUCAUUCCUGAUAAGAAUAUAAAAACCAGAAAUACUGCUCUGGGACAGAGGUUUUUUGACCAUCCACAGAUGUCUUUUAUGGUGUGGUUGAUCCUGAGUCAGCCUUUUAUAAAAAAAAAAAUCCUUCAGCUCUAAUAAAAGAUGGGAUCAAGGUGCUAGUCCUGUCUUGCCAUUUGUGUCUCAUGCCAAGUAUUUUGUCAUCCAGUGUUGUACAAUGUAAUUUUGCAUAUAAAUUGCUCCAGCAUAGAAAUGUAUAUUCUCUACUCACACAAUAAUUCUGGACUAUUCUAAAACCCAAGAUGUAAAAAUAAAAUUUUCCAAGCGAACGAAUUCUUGAUACUUUCAUACAGUGGAAAAUGGAUGUGUUCCAGUGGAAGCCAGCCAUAAGAAGGACUGUCUUCUACUUUAGAGCAAGUGGUUCUUGGAUUUGUCUGUGGGUCUUUCUUCUUUUCAGAGCAGCUUCUGGUGGCUUAAUUGCAUAUUCUGAGUUGCACAAGAGAAUGGCCAAUGCAGAGGUGGUGCAGCAAACUGCAAUACAUUAUGGUCUCCACAGGGGAUAAGCAAUUUGGAACUUUUCAGAUAUUUUGGACUAUAAGUCUCAUCAACUGCUACCAUGACAAAUAAUAGGGAAUGGAUGGGAAUUGCAGUCCAUCCUGAAAUGUGAAGCUUGUCUAUCCCCGAUCAGUCUUUUGGCAAAAGCCCGAAUAGCAUUUGAAAGGUGUUUCUUGUUAAUAAGAUACUUGCUUUGAUUUAAGGAUAGAGAACCAAUAUUGCUACUCUGUUCCUCCGACUAGCCGCAGCUCAUUUGGUCUCAUAGUAGACUUAAUUCACUAUGUAUUGGAACCUGAUUUGAGGAUUUCGAGGACACGAGGAAGAAGAAAUCUGAAAGCAGCAACAAAAGAAAGGAAAAUAUAUCCUUCCCUUCUCAUUCCCAGCAGCACCUUAGCUUUAUAAUAAUACAAUUUGUGCUACUGUUGAACAUAGUGUAAGGAAAGGACAGAGGCCACGUGCAUGUCUGGAGAAAUCUUUGAGAUGGCCACUGCCCAAAAUUAUAUAUGUUCUCCUCUAAUUAUUACUUUCUGGCUGCUUUCAAUAGCUUCUUCCUUUGUUGGUUGUUUUUGACCAUUCUCAGAAUAGACUGAGAAGCUAUAUGAAUACUGAUGUGGAUAUGUUGAACUUUGAUUAAUCUGUUGAACAGCUAAAGUGAUCUUUAGUGGAACACUAAAUGAGCCACAUUAUUCUCCAGAUAUACCACCCAGUACCAGUACAACCUUUUUGAGGUAGUUGAGGUAGAAAAAUAUUUUUUUAAAAACCGUAGUAAAGAUUGGGUCCCAGGACACAAUAUUUUUUCAGAAGUGCUCUUCCCAGGUAGGCUAAAAAUCUGGACUUCAGUUUUGGACAGAGAAUGAAAUCAUUCUCUUUUUUCUGAACUUGUGUACCAUUUAAAAACCUAGCAUUUCUAAAAUACUUUCUAUAAACUGUGUCCUUCAGUAAAAAUGAGCCGAUUUUUUUUCAAGUUAAAAUAUUUUCAAGUGUUUGUUUUUUUUAAAAGAAAA
Molecule: messenger RNA, 3759 nt
Organism: Protobothrops mucrosquamatus (brown spotted pit viper)
Lineage: Eukaryota; Metazoa; Chordata; Lepidosauria; Squamata; Viperidae
Product: ras association domain-containing protein 8
Exons: 6
Coding region: 355-1674 (439 amino acids)
Biological process (GO): signal transduction
Source: RefSeq, a predicted model, not a curated record